Messenger RNA from Cydia fagiglandana, 8590 nucleotides. RefSeq names its product anoctamin-4. The transcript has 25 exons. Gene Ontology annotation, cellular component: plasma membrane. The record is from RefSeq and is a predicted model, not a curated record. Gene Ontology annotation, biological process: chloride transmembrane transport. The coding region runs from base 129 to 3533 and encodes 1134 amino acids. Gene Ontology annotation, molecular function: chloride channel activity; protein dimerization activity. NCBI's taxonomy places the organism in Eukaryota, Metazoa, Arthropoda, Insecta, Lepidoptera, Tortricidae.
UUAGAUAGUUUAUUUGAAUUCCGAACGCCGUCGGCGGCGCGCGUAACGAAAACGCGGGAAAGUCGCGAGUGCACACACAAGGAUGUUUUAGAAAGUGUAGUGAAGUGAUAUGCUGUAAAUAGAAAACCAUGGAAAAUGGGCACGACAUCGAACCAGAGUUCACAGUCAAGAAACUCGCCAGCCUAUUGGAGCGGGCGCCGCGGCGCGGGAGAGAGACGAAAGGGGUCGAGAGGGAGACGAAAGAUCGCGUCACGUACGAGAGCGAGAGGCUGACUAGUCACAGCGAAGCGUCGUCGCGGAGAAACAGUGAUGAUGGGGGGAGGGCGCGGAAGGAGGGGUUCAGGGGAGAUGGCACCGCCUCAGAACCACCCACAGCUAACGUGACCAGCCUCAACGCAUGGAACGACCUGGCCAGCUCCACUUCCACCACUAGGACGGAACUCAGUUCCGAUAGUACUGUGGAAGACCAGACCAACCUCGCGCAUCCUGGGUCGGCUCUCCCAGGCACACCCAUGCAUAUCAAGGAGCCAUGGAAGUCGGCAGACAACCUGGCCCCUGACUCUGCCUUCGGGACUUCGCUGGCGGACAUCAUGGAAAGCCCUGCUAAUAAGAUCCCCUUACGUGAAGACAUAAAAUCCGUAUCGUCCGGGAGCCCAGAGGACCGCCGGCCGCGGUUGGGAUGGCGUCUCGUUCGCAAUAUGUCCACGGCGGCCAGCGCCUUCAGUCCCAAAGGGACGCCAACUGCGCUCCCCGGGACGCCACUACCUGUACAGUCCAAACCAGAAAGCAAGAAUACAGAUUACUCGAAAGACAACAGAAAGUCAUCACUGCCGUUCUACCCCAAUGAGAAGGAUGAGAUUAUUGGCGAGACCAGUCCUGAGGGCUUGGAUCCUGAGUCCCUCAUGUUCCGAGACGGUCGUCGACGGAUUGACAUGGUGCUGGCUUAUGAAGAAGAGGACUUCGGAGUUAUGACGGAGGCCGAGGCCAGGAAGAGGGACUGCCGAAGGGUUUUCCAGGAAAACCUCGUAAAAGAAGGACUGGAACUAGAGCUAGAAAACAAAUGCCUGUCGUUCGACGGCAAAACGUGGUUCAUUAAAAUCCACAUACCCUGGAAGACUGAGAUGAGACUCGCCGAAGUUAUUGGCAUGAAGCUACCCACCAAAAGGUUUAUCACCAUCUCUGUGAGAGCAUGGAGCGAUGAAAAACAAGCGGAACGCGACAAGAAAUGGCAUUCAAAAUGGCGACGGCGAUGGAAACAGAUUUACGAAUACGAACAUUCCAGAAUCGAGUGUGAACCUUCGUUCUACGCCGCUACCGAACAAAAGGGGGUCAAACGGGAGGAACAGUUCCUGGUGAAAGACAGGCAUACGCAAUUUUCUCCUGCCCAACGCAGUUUGCUGGUCAUGCAGAUCCUUCUCAGAGCCAAAUAUGACAACAAUGACACAAAGAUGGGUAUCCGUCGCCUGCUCAAUGACGGAACGUACAUGGCGUGCUUUCCGCUGCACGAGGGCCGUUACGAUAUUGACAUGGCUGAUGGGAGCCACACGGACCGACGGCUCUUAUACCUCGAAUGGGCGCGCCCCUGCAAAUGGUACAAGAAGCAGCCACUCUGGCUAAUACGACGGUACUUCGGCGACAAGAUAGGGCUCUACUUCUGCUGGCUCGGCUUUUAUACGAAGAUGCUGUACGCCCCGGCAGCUGUUGGGACCCUGUGCUUCUUGUAUGGGCUGGCCAGCAUGGGGUCUGAAGAUAACAUUCCCAGUAAAGAGAUCUGCGACAUAUCGGGUCCCGGCAACACGACCCUCUGCCCUCUGUGCGACAAGGCAUGCCAGUACCAGAGGCUGUCCGACUCGUGUCUGUUCGCCAAACUGUCAUAUCUGUUCGACAACCCAGCUACGGUGUUCUUUGCUAUAUUCAUGUCCUUUUGGGCAACAACAUUCCUAGAGCUAUGGAAGAGGAAGCAGUCAGUUCUGCGUUGGGAAUGGGACUUAGGUGGUGUCGAUCAGGAUGAAGACCCCAGACCAGAAUUCGAAGCGUCGGUAAAGACAUUCCGGACGAAUCCAGUCACAAGAGAGAAAGAGCCUUAUCUGCCAGGAUGGCAGAAGACCAUGAGAUACGUAGCUACCAGCUCGGCUGUGCUUUUCAUGAUAACAAUAGUCCUGGGCGCCGUCCUGGGCACAAUAAUCUACCGGAUCUCGAUGGUGUCGGUCAUCUACGGAGGCUCCGGGUUCUUCCUCAAGAAACACGCCAAAAUCUUCACCUCAAUGACCGCUGCCGUCAUUAACUUGAUCAUCAUUAUGAUACUCACUAGGAUAUACGCUAAAGUGGCGGUCUACCUGACCAACAUGGAGAACCCACGAACACAGACUGAAUACGAAGAUUCUUACACAUUCAAGAUAUUCUUCUUUGAAUUCAUGAACUUCUACUCUUCGCUCAUCUACAUUGCCUUCUUUAAAGGGCGCUUCUACGACUACCCCGGCGACGACCAAGCCCGCAAGUCCGAAUUCUUCAAGCUGAAGGGCGACAUCUGCGACCCCGCGGGCUGCCUGUCCGAGUUGUGCAUACAACUCGCCAUCAUCAUGAUCGGCAAGCAGUGUGUCAACAACUUCGUGGAGCUCGGCAACCCAAAAAUCCACAACUGGUGGCGCCAGCGGACCCAUCGAGCUAUCACCCGAGACCCGACUAAGCCCCAUAUGGCUUGGGAGCAGGACUACCAUCUCCAAGACCCUGGCAGACUUGCACUCUUUGACGAGUACCUGGAGAUGAUUCUUCAAUACGGCUUCGUAACAUUAUUCGUGGCUGCGUUCCCGCUGGCGCCUCUGUUCGCGUUGCUCAACAACAUUGCUGAGAUCAGACUGGACGCCUACAAGAUGGUCACACAGGCGCGAAGACCGUUGGCAGAGAGAGUUGAAGAUAUUGGUGCUUGGUAUGGCAUUUUACGGGGGAUUACUUACGCAGCAGUUGUUUCUAAUGCGUUUGUGAUAGCCUACACGAGCGAUUUCAUCCCCCGCAUGGUGUACAAAUACGUAUAUUCACCGGACAAUACUCUAGCCGGGUACAUCGACCACUCUUUAUCACUGUUCAACACAUCAGACUACCGGGAAGAGUGGGGGGCGGACGAGAACGAGGUAGACCCACCUACCUGCGCGUACCGAGGCUACCGGAACCCUCCAGACCACUUUGAUCCUUAUGGACUCUCUCCACACUACUGGCAUGUGUUCGCCGCUCGGUUGGCGUUCGUUGUAGUGUUUGAGCACGUAGUUUUCGGCCUCACCGGCCUCAUGCAGCUCUUCAUCCCCGACGUACCCACGGAGCUGCGGACCCAGAUGCAGCGCGAAGCCCUACUGGCCAAGGAGGCCAAGUAUGAACACGGGAGACGACGGCUCUCUACUGAAUACAGACAACUAAUUACGCAGAAGAGCGACAGUGGGCCAGCUACAGAGCGCGCACCAUGGAUGCGGCGCGCCUCCCGCGCUUCAGACAGCCUGGACGCGCACGUGGCCAUCGCGCAGCGCCCCUCCUCACCGCACUGACGUCACAGACUGUUCGACCUUCAACUGUUUAGGUCAGAGACAAAUUAAGUGUGUGUUUAUAUCGUCUCGGCAUCGCUCCAAUCCAAUCGGAGAGGCUCGAGACGAAAGGGGUGUGUGUGUGGAUGUCUCGACGAGAGUGUACAGCAGGCAUUAAAUUAAUGUAAUAUUAAUAAUCUUAUCCUAAUAACAAGUAUACUCGUACUCACGGUAACCCUGGCUACACACGUUAACUAUAAAACGUAGCGAUUAAACUGUGCAGUCCGAUUUGCGCAGUUUUAUCUACCGUGUGUAUGACAAAUCGUCACGAUAAUCGACAACGAUUUAUCAUACACACGGUAGAUAAAACUGCGCAAAUCGGACUGCACAGAUAAAUCGCUACGAUUUAUAAGUUACGUAUGUAGCCGGCAUAAGUAUUAAGUGUAAUGUGUGGACCAAUGUUUUGUAUUUUUGGAAAGUCGGGUAAUGUCAAUGAAAACUUUUAUUGAUGACGCAAAAAAGCCAAAGUUAAUCUGAGAGGAUAAAUUAUUUAAGUGAGUACAGGAAUAUGAACGAAAAAUUAUAAACUACAACUAACUACAACAUAAACUAAAAUUAUAAAUAAAAAAACUGGCUCCAGCUCUGUGCCUUGGGGCAAGGUGCCAAGAAGGCUGGCCCGUUUGCCGCGCUGGACAAUGCCAAUGCGUUGCGCGAGGCAGGUGCCAGCCCUCUUGUCACCCGUCGCCUCCACGAGGCGCUUCGCCAGCUCUUCGAUGUGCGGUUGAAUUUUCGGAGGCAAAAAUCGAUCUAGCGAGGUCUUAUCUCUGAGAAAACGCGCACUGUUAAGUGUUUUACUGUGUUUUAGUCUUAAUUGAUUAAACUAUUGUUUUUCAUCAAAAAAACCUACUGUAUAAUUUUAUAAUAAUCAUAUAUGAUCUCAACAGCACUCUUAUAAAUCAUAUAUAAUAUGUCAAAUGUAACUAUUUACUACGAAAACAUACGACAAACAGAUCACUGUGUUAUGUCUUUCCUGUAGACAUACAAAAGAGUUAAGGGCUAUAAAGGUUAAUUUUCUUAUUUAACCCUUAUCCACGUCAUAAGGUCCUCCUUUUAUUUAGAGAACUAUGAUAAAAUCAUUACCUUCAUGCCCACUAGCUGUUACUAUUGCCCACAGGAGAGAAAACUAGUGUGUUCGCGCGAACAGUACAUUUUUCUUAACUCUUGUGUAUGUCUACAGGAAAGACAUAACACAUUGAUCUGUUUGACCCACGAAGCACAUGUGUCUGUUAACUAUUUGUGUAAGUUAUUUAAGAAAUUGUACUAGAUCUCUAUAAAAAUUAUAAUAAGGUGCGUUGUGGUAAACUUCUAAAGCGGGAUAAUUUAGAAAAUGGCAAAUAUCAAUUAAACUGGAAGCACUUUUUGCUGUAGCAAAUACAAUGACAUGAAUUUUAAGAUUUUUAAGCAAUUGUGAUCUCACAAUACUAAUCUGCUACUAAAAUAAGGCAUCUGCCUUGGUAACCUUUGCAGUAAUAUUAGUGAUGCUAUAAGUACAUACUGCUGGUUUUAUAGAUUUUUGCUAUUUCCAAAAUUACCAAGCUUAAGUUAUCCCAAUGCAUCCUAUUUAAAAAUAUUUAUGACUCUAUGUAAUCUGUAGGGGGUCCCUUUGUUUUACAUAAAGUUUUAAGUCAUAAUGUAAUGUUUGUCAUAUUAUCAUUAGUCAUAAUUCUGAAACCAUUAACUUUUCAGGAUUUUCGUAAGGUUAUCCUAAGAUUAGGUUUGUUUUAUGGCAAUCCCGAGAAUAUACGCGUUUCUAAGAAUAACAAAUUAUGAGUAACGAAAAUGCGGACAAACAAUACGUUAUGAUUAUGACUUAAAACUUUUUGGGAAACAAUAGAGACCCAAUCUGUAGGUAUGUAUAUCUAUUUUUGUGGCACGUUCUAUUAGCCUAAAUAAUAUAAAAUAAUUGAUAAUUUAAAUAAGAUGUGAAUGUGAGCAUGUAACAUAUUUUGUCCUAAUUGUAAGAGUGACAUCGUUUUUAAUACACAUUAUUUUUAAAACUUUUUAAUAAAAGGGUCCAAAGAGUUAAACGUUUUAAAGUCUAGUCUUAAGAAUAUAAACGUAACAAGAAUGUAUUUAGGAUGUUAGGAUAAUCUAAAAUAUCUAAAUGAUCUAUAUUUUAAGGAAUCUCUUUUAUAUAUCUGCAAAUAUCUGUGCAUAUUAGUUGUAAUGAAUAGGCUCAAAAAAUACGUUGACAAGGAUUUUUUACUGUGUUUUUUAAAAAUGUUUUAGUUGGUUUAUCAAAGCCAAAGGAACAUAAUAUUUAAAAUAAUUUUGUUUGAUUAUAUAUUAAUUAAUUAAAUUAAUUAUAUAUUAAUGACAUUUUUGUGAAGUAAUUAUGGAAAAAAAUCCUAAAAAAUUUUGUCAACUUAAUUUUGGGCCCACAACUCUAAUAAUUUAUUAAUAAUGACAUAAUUAUUUAUUACCUAUUUUCAUAUUCCGUACACUCACAGUCAUAAAUAUAUAAACACCUUUUCACCUUGUUAUUGUAUUGAAGUCAAAAUGUGUGUAGAUGUUUAUGGCCACGGCUGGAUUCUAAUCUAGACUCGUGCCGUAUUUUAGUAAAGUUAUAAGGUUCUUAUUCUUAACCAUUUGACCGCCAAAUGCGCGCGGCUACAGCCCAAUGUCAACCUUCGUAUAUUCCAAUAAGGUUCACAAUUACGUGCUGAGCCCAAUAGGCGUAACGUACAAAGGGUUAAGGCAUUUUUUCUUAACCCUUAAAUCGACAACGUCUGAAAUGUGCGCAAAAAAAUUUGGAAAAUUAGGUAAUGAUUAAAUUGGUUUUAAAUAUUAUUUUAACAGCAUCGAUGUUAUAUUUAUUGAUUCCAGUUUUACUAUUUUAUAUAAUAAAUAUUAAUUAAAAGUAAUUUGAAUUUUAUGUAGGUUUUGUGAUUAAGGUCACAGUUAUAUUUUACAUGUAGGUAUACCUAACACAUCUACCUAAGCGUACCUAAGCGCUAAAGCUAAGCUAAGCUAGGAUAGGUAUGUUCCUAAGCGUAAAUUUAUUAAAAAAUUAAAUAAAAUUACCUACUUAUUUGAUUUAUAUCACGAUUUAGCGAUGUUAUAAUUUUUCUGCAAUAAGUUAGUUGCCCAGCGGACCCCAGGCUCCCAUGAGCCGUGGCAAAAUGCCGGGGCAACGCGAGGAAGAUGAUAAAAUUAGUAAACAGAUUAAAAACAUGCAUUUAAGGGUUACACAUCUUAUUGUAUUAUAACUCUACUGUCUAGUAAUAGUUGUGUUGAAAGUGCUGUCAGUCCAAUUUUAUGUGAUAUUAGUAUUUUAUAAGUAAUCAUUCGACAUAACCUCAAAGUAAUGGAUGGUACGCAAUAUAUAAAGAACAAGAUAUAUUGCAAUUUUCUCAAUCAGAUCAUAGUAGGUUAGGAUGUGGACUUGGGGAAUAAAUGGAUGAAACUUUUAGUAUUAUUUGAAUCAUCAUCAUCAUCAUCAUCUCAGCCAUAAGACGUCCACUGCUGAACAUAGGCCUCCCCCUUGGACCUCCAUACGUGCCGAUUGGAAGCGACCCGCAUCCAGCGUCUUCCGGCGACCUUAACAAGAUCGUCUGUCCAUCUUGUGGGUGGACGUCCUACGCUGCGCUUGCUAGUCCGUGGUCUCCACUCGAGCACUUUUCGACCCCAUCGGCCAUCUUCUCUGCGUGCAAUGUGGCCUGCCCAUUGCCACUUCAGCUUGCUAAUCCGGUGGGCUAUGUCGGUGACUUCAGUUCGUCUACGGAUCUCCUCAUUUCUGAUUCGAUCACGUAGAGAAACAAACAAAAGUAUUAUUUGAAUAUACGAAUAAAAUCACAUAUAUAAAGUACUUUAAAAAAAUCAUGUUCCUUUUUACCCCAACGUACUUACCAGCAGCGACAAAUUUGCACAGUCUAAAAGACCAAAUUUUAACCUUAACCCGGCUUUUUGGGAGGAAAAAUGUGCGUUAAACCAAAUUUCUUCAAACCGGGGCAUGAUGAUGAAUGUAUCUACCAUGAAGAAAACAGCGGGAUUUUAAAAACCCUAUCUACUGAUAAUUACAUAAUCAAUAAUUAAGACAAACUAUAAUCAUUAUUAAAGAACAAAACAUUAUAAAUAAUAGUUUGGUAUAGUCAUAGACCAGGAAUCCUCUAGACCGAGUUUAGAGCAAUUAUUUCAUGCAACCGAUGAUGCCAAAAAUGCGGGGGACGAGGUCAGCGAAGUCCCGUGCCGUGACUGGUCCGUUCAAAGACACGGACGUCACACAAAGACACUUUCGACUCGAACAUGGAGUAAAAUUACCGUAUGCGUGGCAGAGGGGGUAGCGCGACUAUGCUGUCUGGUGGAUGUUUUGUUUGUGGGUAUAGUCGUUCGAUUUGUAGCUGGCCCCUUUGUCUAUUGUUAAGUAAAACCGCGCGUAUCUAUUUUUUAUACUACCUAUAGGUAUAAAAAAUGGUUCAUUCACUUUGACUGGUUAUUGAAUUACAACUCCUAUGGAAAUUGCAAUAAGAUUCAAAAUUAACUAAUGGAAUAAUAUUUUGCGAGGCUAUGUGAUCCUUCUACGGUUAUAGUGUGUAGUUUUCAAAUAGAGCUAGACGGUUAAUCCUAUUGUCUAUUGUUAAGUAAAACCGCUCGUGCCACGUGCCACAACCACCUGCAUAAAAAAUACGUACUUCGGUUACUAAGUGCCGGCGAGUCGAACGCUACAGAACCAGUCUAAAAUGUGUCGCAUAAAGGCGCGUUAUCGGAGAGCGCACCUACACUGGUUUUUUUAGCGUUUUACUAGCCCGCGCUCAGGUGCCUAAUAGAAUAAUGAAGACCCUUUUUUGCAGGUAAGUAGCACGUGCGGUUUUACUUAACAAUAGACAAUAGGAUUAGCCGUCGAGCUCUAUUUGAAAGCUACACACUAUACUGAGUGCCGGCGAGUAUAGAUAGGGUUUUUGAGACUUGUUAACUUAAGGAAUCUCUUAUCUCUAAGUGAACAUACUGUAUGUGUAUACGUUUCUACUCAAUGUUCUAUAAAUCUGUAUAUCUAAUUGUAUAUUAAAGAAUUGUUAUUUCAA